GCGUGAUGUAAGUCCAUAACAAUAGAAACCUUAAGGGUGAAGCAUAAUGCGCUUGUGAAGAAUACUAGCUGGACUGAUCCCGUAGUUAACCCGUUGCUGGCUGGGAGCCUUGUAUAGGGACCUGGGCGGCUUCAGUGACUGUGAGAUCUGUGUGACGGCCGGAUAGUCCAGGACCCGGAAGUUCCAUUAAGCCUGACAGCUUUGGCUGCGUCUUCAGGGAAUUGCGGCUGUGACAGGGAAGACUCACCAUGCUGGGCUCUGGAUUUAAGGCUGAACGUCUUCGAGUCAAUUUAAGACUUGUUAUAAACCGACUGAAACUCCUAGAGAAGAAAAAAACUGAGUUAGCACAAAAGGCUAGAAAGGAGAUUGCAGACUACCUGUCAACUGGAAAAGAUGAAAGAGCACGGAUCCGUGUAGAGCACAUCAUACGUGAAGACUAUCUGGUGGAGGCAAUGGAGAUUCUUGAGCUAUACUGUGACUUGCUUCUGGCACGCUAUGGAUUAAUUCAGUCUAUGAAAGAACUGGAUCCUGGCCUGGGAGAAGCAGUUUCUACACUAAUCUGGGCUGCCCCACGCUUGCAAACUGAAGUUACUGAGCUUAAAAUAGUUGCAGAUCAGCUUUGUGCAAAGUACAGCAAGGAGUAUGGCAAGCUUUGUAGGACAAACCAAAUUGGCACAGUCAAUGAUCGGCUAAUGCACAAACUGAGUGUAGAGGCUCCUCCUAAAAUCCUAGUGGAAAGAUAUUUAAUUGAGAUUGCCAAGAAUUACAAUGUCCCAUAUGAACCGGAUAGUGUUGUUAUGGCUGAAGUCCCUGCUGGAGUUGAAGCUGAUCUCAUAGAUGUUGGCUUUACAGAUGAUGGGAAGAAAGGUGGCAGUGGUGGAGGAGGUGGAGGAUUUGGUAUGCCAUUACCAACAGUUGCUGCUAUGCAAAUGCCAACACCUACCAUCCCAUUUGCAUACCCUGCACCUGGAGGGCAGGACCCAGUCAGUGGAGCACCAGUAGGAAUCUACCAGCCUUUUGGGAAUUUCAAUCCUGCAGUGGGUGGUGUGCCACCACCUGUCCCUUCUAUGCCGCCCACAUAUGAUACUAUUGAGAAUUUUGGACCACAAGCAAAUAAUCUACCUACAGCUGGUCCCGGUAAUAAUGUGCCUCCUGUUGCCAAACCAAGAACAAAAACUCCCGAUAACUUUGUUCUUCCUGAGCUGCCCUCUGUUCCCGACACAUUGCCAGCCACAUCUGUAGGAACAAGCACAUCCACCUCAGAAGACAUUGACUUUGACGAUCUGUCACGCAGAUUUGAAGAGCUUAAAAAGAAGUCUUAAGGGGAAGUCAAACUCUUCUUUCCCACUGGAAGCUUGAUAUCACUUGUCCUCAAAAUUAAAUACUACAUAUUUAAAGACUCACAAGAAACUACUGGUUGUUGGGCUUGAAAGGUGUGUCUUUAAGGAAGGAAUACAGUGUCAGAACGCUUUUACAGUUAUUUCAGAAGGCUUUGUCCUGUGCAAUAUUAACAAGAUGGUCAGCGAUGCAUUUGACUGUUAAUGAUCUUGUAUCUCAUUUGAGGUCUAUGCUAAGAGUUCUACCUUUUCCCAGGAUAUCCAGGCCUAUCUUUUAACCCAACUUGCUCCCACGUUUGGCAUUUAUCUUUCACUCUUAAUGAACUUCUCAGGCUGCUUGAUUUUCUUACUUUGUAAAUAACAUUUAUUAAGUUAGGCUUGAUUAUCUUGCACUCCUUUAAAUAAAGUUGUGGCCUUUUCUUUA
Molecule: messenger RNA, 1761 nt
Organism: Xenopus laevis (African clawed frog)
Lineage: Eukaryota; Metazoa; Chordata; Amphibia; Anura; Pipidae
Gene: ist1.S
Product: increased sodium tolerance 1 homolog S homeolog
Biological process (GO): intracellular protein localization; protein transport
Cellular component (GO): centrosome; nuclear envelope; cytoplasmic vesicle
Source: RefSeq, marked provisional